Messenger RNA from Phacochoerus africanus (Common warthog), 3514 nucleotides. RefSeq names its product protein SCO1 homolog, mitochondrial (gene SCO1). The coding region runs from base 48 to 965 and encodes 305 amino acids. The record is from RefSeq and is a predicted model, not a curated record. Lineage: Eukaryota; Metazoa; Chordata; Mammalia; Artiodactyla; Suidae. Gene Ontology annotation, biological process: mitochondrial respiratory chain complex IV assembly. The transcript is spliced from 6 exons.
CGCCGGAAGUCGAGGGCGGGUCAAAGGAGGCGCGGUCUCUCGAGUUCAUGGCGGUGCUACUGCUCGCGCGCGGUGGGGUUUUGCGGCCUCCGGGCUGCAAACUUGGGUGUCUCUUUCCCCACGGACUCGGGGUUUACAGCCCGGGGGAGGGGACUGCGAGGGUCCUGCUGGCGCGACUCUGCGCUCGGCCAGUGGAGACAUGGCGGCCCUCGGGGCUCGCUAGCCGCUGCCUGGGAAGCCGGCCCCUCAGCACGGAGAGACCGCCACCGCCCGGGUCGUCGGGUCCGGAGCUGAAGGGCAGCAGAGACCCCACGCGCCCCUCGAAGCCCGGGCCUGUUUCCUGGAAGUCUUUAGCCAUCACCUUUGCUAUUGGAGGAGCUUUAUUGGCUGGAAUGAAGUACUUAAAGAAAGAAAAGACAGAGAAGCUGGAGAAGGAACGGCAGCGAAGUAUUGGAAAACCUUUACUUGGGGGCCCGUUUUCCCUCACGACUCACACCGGAGAGCCCAAAACUGAUAAGGACUACCUGGGUCAGUGGGUAUUGAUUUAUUUUGGUUUCACUCACUGCCCUGAUAUCUGUCCAGAAGAACUAGAAAAGAUGAUUCAAGUCGUGGAUGAAAUAGAUAGUAUUCCAACGCUGCCAAAUUUAACCCCGCUUUUCAUCACCAUUGACCCAGAGAGGGACACAGAAGAAGCCAUCGCAAAUUAUGUGAAAGAAUUUUCUCCCAAGCUGAUUGGCUUGACUGGCACAAAAGAAGCGAUUGAUCAGGUGGCCAGAGCAUUCAGAGUGUACUACAGCCCUGGCCCCAAGGAUGAAGACGAGGACUACAUAGUGGAUCAUACAAUCAUAAUGUACUUGAUUGGACCAGAUGGUGAGUUUAUAGAUUAUUUUGGCCAGAACAAGAAGAAUGGAGAAAUAGCUGGUUCAAUUGCUGCGCACAUGAGGAAUCACAGGAAGAAGAGCUAGCCAACGCAGCGGGCUGUGCCGCGUUCUCCUGCUGGAGAGGACAGCAGCCUCGUCUCCCGGAGGAGCCCAUACAGUUGUGUAUAUUAUACGUGCAGCCUGCAGAAUGGCCUGCAGACCGGGAGACUAUCUGCAUUUUGGACAAGGCCUGUUACCCUUGGGUUCAGCCAGGAUGGAUUUUUGGAACCAAAAAGACUACAUCCAGAAAUCUCCCAGAUAAUCACCUGGGGAGCAGAGGACCAAGUUGCCAUGAAGCCAGCAGAGUGGACCUCAGGGGAGGAAGGAGCCAGAAAAGGCACAGCCAGGGCGUCUCCCCACGUGAGCAGGGCUCUCUGGUCAGCUUGCUGCCUCUCCCAUGUCUUGGACCCCUACUCAGGUUGUGCUGAAUUCCCAGGAAGAGUGUAACUUCCAUAGUGCCCUUGGCUUUGCUCUUCAAGCUCUUGGUGGCUGAUAACGAAUUACGCUCUCUGACAUUCAUAGUUGAUCUUUAUGCUUGAAAGCAUUAGCACAGUCUUCCUUGUUAAUGAAAAUCACUGUCAGGUUUGCAUUGCGUCCCCUUGUCAGCUGGCACUGAUUUUACUCAGGAAGAGGAAACCUAGUUCUGGGGCAGACCGUUAGGUUGGUUUCCCUUGGGGUCCUUCGUGUGAUUUUUGUCUAAGUGAUGGCUUUCAGGGAUCUGCCAAGUGGGUGUAAGGAUACGGAUGAUUGUCCUGGGUCUGAAAUAAAGGUGUGCUUAGUUUUGCAGCUUGGACAAGCAUGACCUUUCUCAUGGGUGCGUAGAUGGCAGCACACAGCUGUCAGGGCUGAGACCCUCGGACUUGGGGCAGAUAGGUGGGUACCUGUUGAAGUGCAGGUUCCUGGGCCCAGAGCUGGGGACGGAUGCAGAGCCCUGCGGUGGCUGUGGGACCAGGCCUCAAGAGACAAACAGUCUCUUGAGGGGUGGAGGGUGGAUUGGAUCUGGGUGUGUGAGGACGUGGCUCAUCUUCUGGUGAGUCGGCCUGCCUGGUGCUGGCACAAGACAUCCGGGAAGCCGCUGGCUUUGCUUCUGAAUCUAACCUCCCUGGUGUCUGGGCUUGACUGGCAGCCGCCCUUCUCCACCCCAAGCCGCCGCAGAGCCUCGGAGUGUCUCAGACUCGGGCUCUCCUUGCCCAUCACUCUGUUCCCCGUGCACAUGACACGGCACCGCCUUUGGUUUUCAAACUCUCUUCUCAGUGCUUUGGAUAAAUCUACUGCAGAUGAUUCUCAAGGUAUGUGAAGAAGAAAAACCCAAAGGCUAGCAAUUCUGGGCUGUACUGCAUCCGCUCAAUUCACAUACUCCUGGACAUUCUAACCCCCGUGCCUCGGAAUGUGGCCUUACCUGGAGAUAGAGUGUCUAAAAGGGUGACGGAGCUAAAAUGAGGCCUUUAGGGUGGGCCCUCAUCCAGCAAGCCUGGUGUUCUUAGACAAGGCGAUUGGGACACAGGCAGAGAAGACCAUGUGAAGCCAUGGAGAGAGGCCUCCAAAAGCAGGCCCGAUGGCACCCUGAUCGGGGGUUUCUCCCCAGAGCUGAGAGUAAAGGUCCUCCAUUGGAGCCAGGGCUGUGGAGCUCCACUGCAGCACCCUGGCAGCCUCCUGCCGUGCCAGUCUCCUUUCAGGCCCGUUAAUUAAAAGCACAGGAUUUGGUUGAUAAAAACGUCAGCUCGGGUUGGCAUGGAAUGGCUUUUCUAGGAACCUUGUCAAGAAGAUGAGGAACUUAAUGGAAGACUAGUUUCUUGUUUGAAAGAAGAUCUAAGUAUAAAAUGCCAGGCAUUUAAAAAGAGGGUCUGUUUUAAGCCAUGAAACAUUUGUGUGGAUCACUUUGCAGCAGCUUUGCUCCAGAGAAAAUUCAGCCUUCAUUCUCAGCUGUUGCAGGUUAGAGCUUGUGUCGUGAUCCAAAAAAGGAACAAAAGCUUUUGAAGAAAGCUUUUAUUUGCUCUUCAUUCCAGUGUCAAGCUUAAAGGCUUAGAAGCAGAGAAAGGGACCUCGGAGAUGACAUCCAAGUCUCUCUACCCACGAGAAGAGAGUCCCAAAGAUAGGUAUUGACUGCACUUCUGAACCCAGACUAGUCCCAAUUGCUAGUCAGGUCCCUGCCUGUCCCGCUGCUGUGGGAGUUCAUGGUGGCCUUGUGGAUUCGGAUAGGACAACAGGCACAACUCAGCUGAAUCAUGGGAGAUUUAAAUCAAGGCUGCCUUUCACACAGUCGUCCGCAGACCAUGAACUGGGUGGAUUACAUGUUAUGCUGGACUCUUCAGUGAGAUUAAUAUUUUAAGAAAAGGCACUUACUUGAAAAUUAUAAGAAUGCUGACCACGCAGCAGGCACAGAAGUAUUUACUGCAUCCGGCUGUCCAUGAGGCAGCUGGUAACUUCAAGUGCAAGAGCUGAGAUUCACUGAAUACCAGUAAGAUGCCUGUGUGGGUUGGGCAGCUAAUGGGAACCCAGUAAAUGAUUUGAAAUUGUGAAUGUAUCUGCAUAAGAUAUAUAAAAGCAUCUUUUAUUGUUUUUAAAUGUAAGGAUAAAAGAAAUUUUUCUAAUCA